Molecule: messenger RNA, 1230 nt
Organism: Pocillopora verrucosa
Lineage: Eukaryota; Metazoa; Cnidaria; Anthozoa; Scleractinia; Pocilloporidae
Source: RefSeq, a predicted model, not a curated record
AACCGUCUGAAAGACAAACCGCCAUAUCUCUUUCCCCAAUGGUUCGACAGAGAGUGAUCCUCAAAGAAACGUUUCAUUAUCUAUGUACACCUUCCAUUGGAUCACUUGCAGCACACGAUGUUUUUGACUGCACCUUUGAAUGCCUCAGCAAUCCUCUAUGUUCUUCGUUGAACCUGGCUUCCUCCAACAGAGCAGAUGGUACAUUAUGGUGUGAGUUCUUGUCUUCCGACAGAUACAGAAAUCCGAAGGAAUACAGAAGAAACCAGAGUUCGCAUCACUUAUAUUUUAAGUCACCUUGCUCAUCGUAUCCUUGCCAGAAUGCAGGCGCUUGUGAGACAAACUAUACAAAUAAUACUUUUAAAUGCUUCUGUGAGAAUGGUUUCACUGGAGAGUACUGCGAGAAAGCACUGAAGUCUUGUAAAGAAAUAUAUGCCGCACACAAUGUCCGCGACAGGCUUAACGUGAGUCAGUUUGCUACUCUGAUCAUAAGCGAGAAACCAGUCUCUCUUCUUUGUCACAUGGGAGAUUUUGGAUGUGGUGAUGGAGGAUGGACGCCGGUCAUGAAGAUUGACGGCAACAAGGACACCUUUCACUUUGGCAAAUCUUUUUGGACUGAUGAAAAGGAAUACAAUCCUUCUGGGGGUGAAACUGGGUUUGACCAGCAAGAAACAAAGCUACCCAGUUAUUGGAACACAUCCUUCUCCAAGAUCUGUCUCGGUAUGAUGUUCGACCAGCAGCUCAGGUUCAUUGUCAUCUACAAGCAAGCUGACUCUCUGUAUUCACUGAUCGCUGACGGAAAAUAUCGCAGUACAUCCCUGGGUCGUGACACGUGGAAGAAAUUACUUGGUGAUCAUGCCUCUUUACAGCUCAAUUGUAAUAAGGAAGGGUUCAACAUAGAAUGUCAUAAUAGCGAGGCAUCUGCAAGGAUUGGCAUUGUGACAAAUAACGAAGAUUCCUGCCAUUCGUGUGACUCCAGGCUCGGGUUUGGCACAAAAGGAAGAAUUGAUGCCAAAAACACCUGUGGAAACGUGGCUCUGGCUAUGCACAAGGCAGAUAAUGGAGACAAACGCAUCAAAGCCAUGGGUUACGUAUUGGUUCAAUGAAUGGAGUUUACAUUACUGAUCAAAUUUGUCUUACAACGCUGUUGCAGCUAUAAGGAUAAUCUGCUUUCACUGGAACCCCAUUCACACCGGCAAAACAUGUUUAGUUAAAGCGGUUUAACUGGAAGAA